Messenger RNA from Dermatophagoides pteronyssinus (European house dust mite), 536 nucleotides. It is a transcript of the gene RpL30, whose product is annotated as ribosomal protein L30. NCBI's taxonomy places the organism in Eukaryota, Metazoa, Arthropoda, Arachnida, Sarcoptiformes, Pyroglyphidae. Gene Ontology annotation, cellular component: cytosolic large ribosomal subunit. Gene Ontology annotation, molecular function: RNA binding; structural constituent of ribosome. The record is from RefSeq and is a predicted model, not a curated record.
UGUUGUCUUUUCCUUUUUCGCACACGUUCACAACAAAAUUUCAUUUGUUUUCUUGUUUUUUCAAUUUAAAAACGGUAAUUAUUGUGUUUUAAGUUUCUAUUUUUCAGCAAAACACUAUUCUAAUUUUGGCCAUAGGUUACAAUGGCAGUGACGGACAAAAAAUCGAAAAAGGCCAUGGAAAGUAUCAAUUCCAGGCUGGCCUUAGUCAUGAAAUCUGGUAAAUAUCAUUUUGGCUACAAACAAACAUUGAAGGCACUUCGAUUGGGCAAAGCAAAAUUGGUUAUAAUAUCGAACAAUACGCCUCCACUUCGAAAAAGUGAAAUCGAAUACUAUGCUAUGUUGGCUAAAACUGGUGUCCAUCAUUAUUCGGGCAACAACAUUGAAUUGGGUACCGCAUGCGGUAAAUACUUUCGUGUCUGUUCAUUGACUAUCACCGACCCGGGCGAUUCUGAUAUCAUCAAAAGCAUGCCCUCGGAAGCUCAAUAGACCUACUUUUUAUCAUAAAUUUAAACGAAUAAAAUUUUUUUUUAUUUGAG